Elgaria multicarinata webbii is the source of this 3904-nucleotide messenger RNA. It is a transcript of the gene CARMIL3, whose product is annotated as capping protein regulator and myosin 1 linker 3. The transcript has 37 exons. Gene Ontology annotation, cellular component: plasma membrane; lamellipodium. Gene Ontology annotation, molecular function: protein binding. The coding region runs from base 13 to 3897 and encodes 1294 amino acids. Gene Ontology annotation, biological process: regulation of Arp2/3 complex-mediated actin nucleation; cell migration. The record is from RefSeq and is a predicted model, not a curated record. Lineage: Eukaryota; Metazoa; Chordata; Lepidosauria; Squamata; Anguidae.
GCCGCAGCCGUGAUGGCCCAGGCCCGAGGAGAGGUCGCCCGGGAGCUGCAAGACAGCAUCCGGAAGUAUCUGAACCGGCCUCCUAUCCACCUCCUGGUGCGGGUGAAGCUAGAAACCAAACCCAAGAAAAAUGAAGACAGGGUGCUGGUUCUUACCACCUGGCGUAUCUAUCUCUUUGGGCUGAAGGUGCCAGCCAAGGUCGAGUGCUCCUUCAACGUCCUGGAGAUCCGAGCGUUGAACGCCCUGAAUCACAACCAGAUCUUGGUGGAGACGGAGAAAGCAAGCUACAACUUCAAAUUCCCCACCUCGGAAAGUGCCGACCAGGUCACGAGACACGUCAACACCGCCUUAGCCAAAAUUUUCCCAAGCCCAGCCUCUGUCUGCCUCAUACGCCAUGGGAACGCAGAGACCCCAGAGACGCCACGCGACAUGUCUCCCAACUCCGAAAGCUCCAACUCCACAACCCAUAGCAUUUGCGGAGGGUUUUCCGAAACGUAUGCAGCCCUUUGCGACUACAACGGACAUUCUUGCCGCGAGGAGGUGCAGUGGGAUGUCGACACGAUUUAUCAUUCCGAAGACAACCGGGAGUUCAACCUGCUAGAUUUCUGCCACUUGGAAAGCCGGGACUUGGCACUCAUCGUAGCUGCGUUGGCUUACAACCAAUGGUUCACCAAGCUUUACUGCAAGGACUUGAGGCUGGGCUCUGAGGUCGCUGAGCAGGUCCUGCACACGGUGAGCAAGUCCCAUCACCUGGAGGAGCUGGUGCUGGACAACGCGGGGUUAAAAACAGAUUUUGCCCUGAAGCUGGCCUGCGUUUUGGCAGAGAAUCCGAACACGGCUCUCCACGCCCUCACGCUGUCCCACAACCCGCUGGAAGACAAAGGCCUCAGCGCCCUGAGCCAACAGCUGCUGUGUUUCCCCAAAGGCCUCAGCAAACUCUGCCUUUCCAAGGCCAGCAUCACUGCGAAAGGACUUGCCAUUCUGUGCCAGAGCUUCGGUGCCAACCCGGCCUUCACCAGUUCCCUCCGCCAUCUUGACCUGAGCAAGAAUCCGGGGCUACUGGGGACCGACGAGGCAAAUGGUUUCUACUCGUUCCUGGCCCAGCCAAACGCCCUGGUGCAUCUGGACUUGUCCUCCACAGACUGUGCAGUCGAUGCACUCUUCGGGGCGCUGUUGCAUGGCUGUUGCCCACGGCUUAGCUACCUCAACCUCGCACGAAACACCUUCUCCCACCGGAAAGGAAAGGCGCUGCAGCCCUCCGUGAAGCAGUUUUUCUGCAGUGCCUACUCCCUCAGCUACGUAAACUUGUCCGGCAUCAGGAUGCCCGUGGAAGCGUUAAGGUCUCUUUUCCAAGGUCUGUCGGCCAACACUCACCUCAGCGAGCUCCACUUGGACUUGAGUGGCUGUGAGCUGCGCUCCCCGGGGGCUCAGGUGCUUCAAGAGCAGUUGUCUGGAAUCAGCGCCUUGAGCAGCCUAGACCUUUCCGACAACGGCUUCGAUGCAGACUUGCUCACCCUCGUCCCGGCACUCAGCAAGAACAAGUCGCUGAAACACCUCUGGUUGGGCAAGAAUUUCAAUGUCAAAUCCCGAACCUUGGAGGAAAUUCUUCAGAAGAUGGUGCAGCUUAUACAGGAGGAAGAAUGUUCCCUGCAGACCUUCUCAGUUGCUGAUUCCCGGCUAAAAACCCGCGCCAGCAUCCUCAUCAACGCCCUGGGCAGCAACACGUGCUUGACCAAAGUGGACCUGAGUGGGAACUGCAUGGAAGACAUCGGGGCCAAGAUGCUGUCCAAAGCCUUGCAGAUCAACAGCACGCUGAGGAGUAUUUCCUGGGACAGGAACAAUACCACAGCACAAGGCUUCCAGGACAUUGCCCGGGCCUUGGAGAACAACUACACCCUCAAAUUCAUGACCUUCCCCAUGAGUGACAUCACUGCAGCCUACCGCAGCGCCCCCGAGCGGACGGACGAGGUGUGGCAGAAGAUCCAGUGGUGUCUCCUCAGGAACAACCACUCGCAGAAGUUCCCCCAGGAACAAGCCUUCCGCCUCCACCAAGGAAUUGUCACCAAUAGCGCCGAGCAAAUGAUGAGUCGAUUGUGCGUGAGAGUCCAGGAAGAAGUGCGAGUGCUGCGCUCCUGCUCUGCCGAUACUGUUCAGGAGGAGGUGCUGUACGCCCGGGAACUCAUGAAGGAAGCCAAGAAUUCACGGGCGCUCUUCCCCAGCUUGUAUGAGCUCGGGCAUAUAUUGGCCAGCGAUGGGCCUGUCCGGCACAGGUUGGAGUCAGUGGCCAGUGAGGUGUCGAAAGCAGUGGACAAGGAGCUGCAGGUGAUCCUGGAGUCCAUGGUCGCCCUCACGCAGGAGCUGUGCCCUCACGCUGUCCAGGCGGCCGAAGAACAUAACAAGAUGUUGGCGGCCGUUUCAGAGCGCGUCACCGUGCCCCGCAACUUUGUCCGGGGAGCUCUGCUGGAACAGGCCGGCCAGGAUAUUCAAAACAAGCUGAAUGAGGUGAAGCUGUCCGUGGUGACGUAUCUCACCAACACCAUUGUGGAAGAACUGCUGCAGGAGUUGUACCACGCCCACAAGAAUCUGACUGAACACAUCAUCCAUCUCCGCUGCCUUUCUGAGGGCCAAGACAACGGAGCCCUGCCAGAGCACCUAGGGAAACCCCGGCUCCGCGAACACGAGGAGAACACGGAUGACGAUCUUGGCUCCAGCAUCGACACCAUGGCCAUCAAGAGGCAGAAGAAUUGCCGGAGAAUCCGGCCCGCUUCCGCCUUCAUUAGUGGCUCAGAACAUGAUGGUGACCUGUCAGGCCCCGGCAUGGGCUCCCCACUGGGCUGGAUAUCUUUGGCCAGCAGCAGCCAGUACGCCCACUCCCGCAGCACGUCCUUCGAGGCGCUCUCUGACCUGCCGACGGAGGGCGCCCGGCUGGAGCACCACACCCGUGGCAGGCCACGACCCCCCCGCAACGCUCCUCAUAGCAGCUUCCGUUCCCACAACCGAAUUCUGGGGUCUAUUGAGUCCAGGGAACAGGAGAACGGGUCGGUGCCGCGGUUGGACGAAGGCCUCGAUGAAUUUUUUAACAGGAGGGUGCUUGCUGACAACACCAGCUAUCCUCGGACACCUAAGAGCUGCGGGGUGAGGCCGGGCCCCUCUGACUCCCUCCCACCCCUGCAGAAGAAGAGGAGGAGGGGCCUCUUCCAUUUUCGCAGGUAUCGCAGCAUCAAGGGAGACCGCGAUCCGGAAGACCUGCCCCCGAGUCCCCCGCCACCUCCGACGGGCGGGGGGGACGAACAGAGGCCCCCGCUGCGCCCUGCCAUCGGCCCAGAGGAGGUGAGGAAACUGGGGCAGGACGUUGCGGGGACGGCCGUGCUCUUUCCGGGAAUGGGACCCCUGCCGCCUGGAAGCGGGGUGAAGGGCCUGCCCAGCAGGACCAGGCAGGGUUCCAAUCCUGACACGGAGAGGGCGGAGCCGGACCCCAAAGUGGUGGAGCUCUUGCAGCCCACGCGGGUCCAAGGCGUGCCCUUGCCUGGAAUGGGACGUGCUAAGGGGUGGAGCCUGGAUGCCAAGUUGGAGAGCGUCGAUCUGGACAGAGGAGGGAGCAUGCGGGACCGACAGAGAAGACGCUCAUCGGAUGACUCAGGGCAAGGGGGGUGGAAGCCUCAACCCCCACUCCAGAGUACCAAGCCCAGCUUUGCCACCAUUCGUCGGGCGGAAGCCAGCUGGGACAUAGCUGAAGAGAGCUCACCCCGGGAGAGCAGAGGCAAGGAGCCCCUCCAGGACCGCCCCCCGGAAGAAACGCAGAGCGGCACGGAGGAGAGGGGUGUCACCACGGCCAAGCUGAACGCUGACAAGGACCAGCCUGCGGCACCCACCAAGGCAAGCGGACGGGUCUCGUAAAAUCUGG